AUGGCUGUUUCGCGCCAGUGCGUCCGCAUCUCGCUCUUUCAGUGCGCGCCGCUCUCCGAUACCAGCGUCCACCAAGCGCAUCGUGCCUCCCAGGCAGACGGGAGGCCUGAGGCCAGGCAUCCUCUGUUUCGCAGCCGCUCGGCCGACUACCGCGGUGAUGUGCUGAUCCCCUUGGUGUCCAUCGCCUCGUCGUCUCUGCAGUCGGUGCAUCAUAAAACGGGAACUGUGAAGCUCCACCAGCUUCGUGACGGACUUGAGGGCCGUUUAUCGACCUACUGUGUACUGCAUGUGCCGGCUUCUCGCACAAGGUCGUUUGUGGAGGAGCACCGGCUCAGUCCGUCGUCUUUGUCACUGACGCCGCCUGCUGCCGGGCUAAGCGCGCCAGAGGACGUGCAACUAAUCUUGUCCGCCGAUGAGGAGGAGAGCAGAAGCAGAUGUGAAGGGGCGCCAGUGUGCCUCCCCUGCAAGGCGCAGUUUCGCUGUUGCGCUCGCUGCUCUUCUUCGGUAGUCGCAGAGGCAGCGGCAAUCUCGAGCAAAGCCCCGGCUGUACUAGGCGCCUCAUCUGCGCCGCGUGAAGCUGCGUCUAACAUCACCUCUAACGCUCCAUGGAUUUGCAUCAACCAACUGCAGCGCAUGACGGCUCGUAGCAGCGACACAACUUCGCAGACGCCGUCGUCGUCAUCGCUGCAGUCAUGCUUCGCGCCUUCAGCGAGUACUCCACCCAUGCGGUCCGUGGAAGAGUGGAUGCAGCAGCAGCAUGAUUCCACUGAUAUGUUUCUCACCUCUUCCGAGGCUGAAUCUGUGGGUGCCGUGAAUGCAGAGGAUGAUGGCGCAGAAGGCGAGGUGGAGGGCGGGGCGUGCUACGCGGCCUUUUUCAGUCUAACGAUGCUUCCUGCAGCUGAGCGGGCAAAGCGCCUCAUGUCAAGCCUCGCGCGAUCGUCGGCGCCCGCAGCAGGAGCGACGGCGUCCAAGUCUCCUACUGUAUUCACGGUGCGCACACACCACCACACGCUUCGCAUGGGUCUGCCACUGCCGACGUCGCUCGACAAGGCUGACUCAUUUAGGACGCUGCAGAGUCCACUGACCUUGCGCGAGGCCAUCAUAGACCGCUUACGCUUGCAGCGCCGCCUUCGCGUUGAGCGCCUCCUUGAUACCAAGUCGGGGGCGGCUGUACUGCCGUGCGAGAGUGCACCGACGCUUCUCGCUGCACAGGUUGUGUCGCUGGAGGCUGAAUGCAGAGCUCCUCUGUCCGUGCGAAGCAAGCAGGAGGAAGGGCUCGCGCAGCGACUGGCUCCUCGAUCGCCGUUGGAAGCGCAGCAACAGUCCUCUUCUACACCCACCAAUGCCAGAGCUGGUGGUCCAAGCACAGAGACUGCAUCCGACCUCUCGGACCACCUGGUCAGCCUUCGAGCGCACCAUCACGGUGAUCAAUACUACUACGAUGGCGCCGAUGCCUACGGCUGGGCGGAGUGGCGUACGCUUAUCUCGGUAAGCGAGCUUGCGAGCGAGUCAGAGCUACGGCUGUCCUUCACAGGGAGUCGAGGCUCCAGUCAGAUGCCGAGGUACUCCUCGACGCCGCCUUCAACUGCUUCGUCUGAUGCUGCAUCGUCUGUGGUGUUGCUCUUCGCAGAGAGCAGCAGUUCUCACCGCGCGCCACGCCCGCAGGACGAUGACGUAUGCGCUGUGCAGACAGGGCCACUUGACGGUGUAGGGGUCGCCGGCAGCUCAGCAGGAAUGGAGCUUCCCAUGAGCACGGAAAAUGGCACGGAUGACCACGAGCAAUACCACGACCAGGGCAGCAAGGUUUCUGGUGACCAGGGCGGCUCCACAGCCUUCUUCUCCAUGAACGGAGAGGAGGCGACGACGCCGCUGUCGCCCAUGCAGGGCAACCUCGAGGGGCUGCGCGACUCCUUGUGCGACAUGAACGACGUAUUCAUCUACGAGGACGAGGAGACAGUCGUGGACGUCGAUGUUGUAGGCACCGGGGACAGAGGUGAUGGAAGCAGCGGUAACCAGCGGCAGGAGCGGCGCAGCUCCCUGGUGUGGAGCACACCGGUCGCCCGCGGUUCCGGCGCGGGCAGGAUGCUCACCGACACAGGUUUCAGUGCAACGCCUUUGACAUACCGGACGAGCACACAGCUCUCCCUGUCACCUCCCGCGUCACCGGUAGCCGUGCCUUGCAAAGCAGCGAUGACCGCGAUUAACGAGCAACCCACGCAGCGGAUGAUCUUCGCGACCUCGCCUUCCUCCACUGCAUCGCUUUUCCGGUCGGCUCACAGCGGCACAUCUGUCGAGGACGAGGAGGUGAUUGCAUUUGGCAGCGGUGAUGACGGCGCCGUGACGAGCGCGGGCGAGGUGCACGACGGUGAUGUGGCAGAUCAAGGUGCGGGCGAUGCCACUCGUGAAUUCCUCAUGUCUGUGGCGAGGGCCUCCGUUGCACCUCCAGCUUCCACCUCCUCAGCGAUGUCAAGCACCGACAGCAGCAUUGCCUCCGCUUCACACAGCAGUAACAUGAGCAGCAGCAGUUGUGCAAGAAGCGAUCAUCCAUCGACGCCGUCUUGCGAGGCGACAUCGUCUGUGCGACGCGAGGGUGCGGCGGCCUCAAGCAGCGAAAUGCCAGUGGCACCACUGUCUCUCGUAGACAGCGCUCCGGCAUUCGCUUUGUCGUCGCCUUCCCCGCAUAAGCCAAGGCAUGCAGUUGCACCAGCGCAUCCGGACGAGCAGACGACGCUCAUCGCGCCCUGCUCCGCUCCGCCGCCGUCGAGACGCUGUACCUCCGAGCAUGAGCUUCGCAGCCACCUCCAUAGCCUGAACCCCGUUGCCACCCAGCACAGCAGUGAGCGUGCAAGUCAAGGAGCGCCGGUGGUGGCCAGCCAGAGAUCCACCGAUGGGUGGGAUGCCAAAAAUGGCGAGAAAGCGGUGCUUCACGGUGAUGAUGGUGGCAGCUCUAGCGAACGAAAGCGUGCCCGCGGGCAGGAGAUGAUUGCCCUGGAUUCGACCGAUGCCCGUCCGAUGGCGGUGUUGAGGGGCGAAGGAGCACGUGCGGCGAUGGUGCUCUCCUCCUCGACCUCUGCAGGCGGCAUCGACGACGACCACUCCACCAACAGCUCCGUCUCGACGCCCUCGACCACCGUCGCUACCAGAUCUCUGCGCAUGCGCUCUCCGAUCAUCUUAUCACCAGGAGAACUAAGCCGCAUGGCGCUCAACAUGGCCGCCUCCGACGCGAUCCAGACAAGAUCAUCUUCCACGAGGCACCCCUUGGCACGCACUGUAGAGCUCGAUCUCGACGACGCUUCCGAGGUCUCUGAGGACACGCUUGGUCAUUACGGCUAUGGCGGCUACGUUGCGUCGUACACAGUGCCCGGCAGAGACGACCGGGAGGACCUCGUCCGCGAUGAUGAAUGGGGCCACGGCUCCCGGCACUCCUCCACCCAUCGUUCUCACAUGGCGAGGCCGACACAGCACUGUCAAAGUACUGUGUCGCAACCCGUGUCGCAGUCGUCUUGUCAGCAGGGUUCUGCUCCGCUAGUCGUUGCGACGACCACAGAAGAAGCGGCGGCGACGAUGGAUCCUGCGCACCACCUGGACGGCACAAAGCGCUGUCGCUCUUUGUCGUUCCCCGCACCAGCCCUUGAAACGUGGAUCUGCUUCACCGACGAUGACAGCGGCGGUACGGAGAGCGACCCAGACCACCACAUGCUGGUGACGCAGCAGGGGAUCCCUGUGUACACCACACGCAGUGACUCCUCUGCGGAGAGUGACGGAGGCGGCAGCGCAAGCGACGAAGACAGCAACGAGCGCGACACCGAUCACACCUAG
Molecule: messenger RNA, 3819 nt
Organism: Leishmania major strain Friedlin
Lineage: Eukaryota; Euglenozoa; Kinetoplastea; Trypanosomatida; Trypanosomatidae
Exons: 1
Coding region: 1-3819 (1272 amino acids)
Source: RefSeq, a predicted model, not a curated record